AAGCUCUCCCUAAGCCUGCUCUGUGCCCAGCUCUGCUGAGCUGUGAGGACCUAGAUGGGCCAGGGAGAUGGCUGCCUGGGAAGCCGUCAGGCGAGGGGAGAGAGACGCACAUGCAGAAACGUGGACGGCAGUCACAAGACCGCUAGCAGAUGAAGCAGGAUCUCAGCAUCUGGUGAGAGAGGUGGUGCUGAAUGACCUGAGGCUGUUCCAGAAUAAAGCUGUCUCUGGACGGAGGGACGGGAAGUGGCCAGAAGGGGAAGUGUGAGGAGUUCCCGUCCAGCCUGUCAUCAGUGUCCCCAGGUCUUGAAGCGGCGGCCCUGCUCCUGGCCGUGACCAUGGACCCUCUGGAGACCCCUAUCAAGGAUGGCAUCCUCUACCAGCAGCAUGUCAAGUUUGGCAAGAAGUGCUGGCGGAAGGUGUGGGCUCUGCUGUAUGCAGGAGGCCCAUCAGGCGUGGCACGGCUGGAGAGCUGGGAGGUCCGGGAUGGUGGCCUGGGAGCAGCGGGUGACAGGUCGGCAGGGCCUGGCCGGCGAGGGGAGCGACGGGUCAUCCGCCUGGCUGACUGUGUGUCCGUGCUGCCGGCUGACGGCGAGAGCUGCCCCCGGGACACCGGUGCCUUCCUGCUCACCACCACCGAGCGAAGCCAUCUACUGGCUGCUCAGCACCGCCAGGCCUGGAUGGGCCCCAUCUGCCAGCUGGCCUUCCCGGGGACAGGGGAGGCCUCCUCAGGAUCCACAGAUGCCCAGUCUCCCAAGAGGGGCCUGGUCCCCAUGGAGGAAAACUCCAUCUACUCCUCCUGGCAGGAAGUGGGCGAGUUUCCCGUGGUGGUGCAGAGGACUGAGGCCGCCACCCGCUGCCAGCUGAAGGGGCCGGCCCUGCUGGUGCUGGGCCCAGACGCCAUCCAGCUGAGGGAGGCCAAGGGCACCCAGGCCCUCUACAGCUGGCCCUACCACUUCCUGCGCAAGUUCGGCUCCGACAAGGGCGUGUUCUCCUUUGAGGCCGGCCGUCGCUGCAACUCGGGUGAGGGCCUCUUUGCCUUCAGCACCCCCUGUGCCCCUGACCUGUGCAGGGCUGUGGCCGGGGCCAUCGCCCGCCAGCGGGAGCGGCUGCCAGAGCUGACCAGGCCCCAGCCCUGCCCCCUGCCACGGGCCACCUCUCUGCCCUCCCUGGACACCCCCGGAGAGCUUCGGGAGAUGCCACCAGGACCUGAGCCACCCACGUCCAGGAAAGUGCACCUGGCCCAGCCCGGACCCCAGAGCCUGCCGCUACUGCUAGGCCCGGAGCCCAACGAUCUGGCGUCCGGGCUCUACGCUUCAGUGUGCAAGCGUGCCAGUGGGCCCCCAGGCAAUGAGCACCUCUAUGAGAACCUGUGUGUGCUGGAGGCCAGCCCCACGCUGCACGGUGGGGAACCUGAGCCACACGAGGGCCCCGGCAGCCGCAGCCCCACAACCAGUCCCAUCUACCACAACGGCCAGGACUUGAGCUGGCCCGGCCCGGCCAACGACAGUACCCUGGAGGCCCAGUACCGGCGGCUGCUGGAGCUGGAUCAGGUGGAGGGCACAGGCCGCCCUGACCCUCAGGCAGGUUUCAAGGCCAAGCUGGUGACCCUGCUGAGUCGUGAGCGGAGGAAGGGCCCUGCCCCUUGUGACCGGCCCUGAACGCCCAGCAGAGUGGUGGCCAGAGGGGAGAGGUGCUCCCCCUGGGACAGGAGGGUGGGCUGGUGGGCAAACAUCGGGCCCAUGCAGACACACGCCUGUGUCCACCCUGGCCUGCAGGAACAAGGCAGGCCGCCUGUGGAGGACCUCAGCCCUGCCCUGCCCUCCUCAUGAAUAGUGUGCAGACUCACAGAUAAUAAAGCUCAGAGCAGCUCCCGGCAGGGGCACUCACGGCACAUGCCCCUGCCCACGUUCAUUGCGGCCAACACGAGCACCCUGUACCGGUUCCAGGGGCACAGGUGACCUGGGCCUUACCUGCCACCCGUGGGCUCAAAUCCACUGCAGCAGACAGACGGGAUGGAAAUCAUUAGGACUCCAUGUUGCCCUGCACGGCCGAGUGACACGAAGAGGCAGGCGGAGGGAGCUGUGAGGCUUACUUGUCAGACUCAGGAAGGAGCAACAUGAGGGCCCAACUGGAGACCCGGAGGCCUGAGCUGGGAGGAGGCAGUGGGGGCGGGGUGCAGGUGGAAGGGAUUUCAGAGACACCCUCGCCCAAAACACUUGUUCCCUGCUGAAACUCCAACAAUUUGCAGAUACUUCUGGGAACCCCAGGCAUCAGUCUCCUCAUCUGUAAAGGAGAGAGAACCGAUGACGUAUCAGGCAUAAUCCUUGAUGAGAGUUUGCUGCGUGCCUACUCAGUGCCAGGCGCUGGGGGACACGGCCGUGUUCAGGACAGCCUUGGUCCUGUUCUCCGGGAGCCGACAUUCCAGGAGGAGAGAAGUUUCCUGAAGACUUCCAUGCUGCGUUCCCUCCUCUGCUCCUGCCCCUGGCGCCAUCCUAGGAGCCAGCCAUGCACGCAAGCAUCAUGCCUCCAGGGCUCUGACUGCCCAGCCCCUCACCGCAACUCUACCUCAGCUGCACACACCCUUGGCACAUCCUCAACCUCAUUUUCAUGACGGACACACAAUUUUUGCUCUCUCCUGUCCAAGCCUCAUCCUCUGGCUGCCACCUCCUUCCAGCUCACUUCCUUUAGCGUGGCCAGUACUGCCCCUGCCUAGGCAUGUCGACCUGCAGGGACCCUUUUCUGGCUCUUCGAGGCCUCUGCCCACCAUCCCCUCUUUGUUCUCCAUAGUCCCUUCCCCCUGUUGUCUCUUGUUUCAUCUUACUGGUCUGGCAAAGUCCCCGGCCUUGGGCGAGCCCAGACCUCCUCAGUGCCUGCACACAGCUGCCCACAGCCAGAGAAAUCCAUUUAAGCAGACUGCCUGCAUCCUUCUUAACAGUGCAAGGCAGGCACUCCCUGCCACAAGAGACCCUGUUCCCUAGUAGGGCAGCUUUUCUCCUCCCCAGAACCUCCUGUCUAUCCCCACCCAGUGUCUCCUCACAGGCAUAUUGGGGAAACAGGUCAGGCUCUCCCACCAUAUCUGCAAGUGUACUGGCAUCCAUCUGUCUUCUUCCUACCCCUACAGUAGAAACAGUGUCUGUCCCCAGCUGUGCUCUGAUCCCGGCUCCUCUCACCUCAGAGCUUGGAACAUUGAGCUGUCCCCACUCUCUCCUGCGCCCAUUCAUCUUACCAGCAGCUUUUCCAGCCACACGCAAACAUGCUCUGUAAUUUCACAUUUUAAACCUUCCCUUGACCUCACAUUCCUCUUCGGCCACCUCCCUGUUUCUCUGUUCCUCUUCACAGCAAAAACUGUUCAAAAGAGUUGUUGAUUACUUUCAUUUCCACUUUCUCACCCCCAUUCUCCCCUCAAUUAACUCUCCUUCAUCCCCAUGAUGCCAUUAUGUGGCUUUUAGUAGAGUCACCAACCUUAUUCUCCAAAACAAAAGCAACAAGGACUUUGACUUCUCAGCAGCACUCAGCUCUGGUUCUUGAAACACCCCCGUUACUUGCUAUUCCUCCUACCUCAUAACAAUCUCCUUCCCAGCCUCUACUGCUGCCUUCUCUGAGUUCUUCCCAGGGUCCUAGGCUCAGAUGUAGUGUAGCUCAACCCUGCUACACAAAAAAUCUCCUGAAAGCCUGUAAAAAUGUCCAUGCAUGUUCUGUGAGUGAGCUACCAAGAAAAUAAAAAAUUUUAAAAAUCAAA
Molecule: messenger RNA, 3739 nt
Organism: Pan troglodytes (chimpanzee)
Lineage: Eukaryota; Metazoa; Chordata; Mammalia; Primates; Hominidae
Gene: DOK3
Product: docking protein 3
Exons: 7
Coding region: 336-1658 (440 amino acids)
Biological process (GO): Ras protein signal transduction; positive regulation of MAPK cascade; cell surface receptor protein tyrosine kinase signaling pathway
Cellular component (GO): cytoplasm
Source: RefSeq, a predicted model, not a curated record